Molecule: messenger RNA, 981 nt
Organism: Macroventuria anomochaeta
Lineage: Eukaryota; Fungi; Ascomycota; Dothideomycetes; Pleosporales; Didymellaceae
Product: TatD family hydrolase
Exons: 2
Coding region: 1-981 (326 amino acids)
Cellular component (GO): cytosol
Molecular function (GO): 3'-5'-DNA exonuclease activity
Source: RefSeq, a predicted model, not a curated record
AUGCUUGACGGAUUCCCGACCAAAGCACCUGCACCUCCAAUACAGAAGCUUCAAUAUGCAGAUGUCGCUGUCACAGCAACAGCCAAGGACUUCGCGGGCAUCUAUCGCGGCAAGCAAUAUCACGCGCCCGACUUCGAUGCUGUCAUGGAUCGAGCCGUAGCGGCGGGCGUUGACAAAGUGAUGCUCACGGGCAUGUUGUUAUCGGACAUACCCACCAACCUUAACAUCGCCAGAAAAAGGAAAGAGCAAUGCAAAGUCACGAUCGGCGUGCAUCCAUACCACGCCGCCGAGGCUGAUGAGAGAGGCGAUCAAUACUACCAGGAAAUUACACAGGCAAUCAACACCACCCUCAAGGAGGAGCCCGGACUGCUGGCCGCAUUCGGAGAGUUGGGGCUGGACUACGAUCAUCUUGCUGCUGCAUCGAUGGAAGCCCAGAUCCGCGUGUUCAAGAGACAGCUUGACAUGAUAGUAGCUGAGGGUUGGCGAUUACCGCUGUUUCUGCAUUGCCGAGCGGCAUUUGACGACUUCGUAUCUAUCCUGACUCCGUACCUUGAUCGCCUGCCUCUGCGUUCCGGACUGGUGCAUUCUUUUGUUGGCUCGAAAUCUCAGAUGCAAACUCUCAUUGACCUUGGUCUCGAAGUCAGCGUCAACGGCUUCAGCUUCCGCGAUCGCGAGAGCCUAGAGAUGGUGCGCGCCAUUCCACUUGAGAAGCUGCAGAUCGAGACCGAUGCGCCUUGGGGAGAGAUCCAAGCUACGAGCGAAGUCUCAAAAGCAUACCUGAAGAAUGCGACGAAGCUACCCUACGGCUCAAAGAAGAAAGACAAGUUCGUUAUGGGUGAGAUGGUAAAGGAGAGGAACGAGAGCUGCAAGUUGGAGGGUGUGGCGUUGAUCGUUGCAGGGCUGAAGAGUAUCAGUGUUGAGGAAAGUGCUGCUGCAGCGUACAAGAACAGUACAAACAUGUUCUGGAGGAACUCACAGUAG